This is a messenger RNA of Ipomoea nil (Japanese morning glory), 991 nucleotides long. Its product is annotated as myb family transcription factor PHL8-like. Bases 79 to 840 code for a protein of 253 amino acids. The record is from RefSeq and is a predicted model, not a curated record. The transcript is spliced from 6 exons. Gene Ontology annotation, molecular function: DNA binding; DNA-binding transcription factor activity. NCBI's taxonomy places the organism in Eukaryota, Viridiplantae, Streptophyta, Magnoliopsida, Solanales, Convolvulaceae.
CCUAUGCCACCAAAUAUGGACUAAAAACUACAAACACUGCCAAAAAUACUGGCACUUCUCUUUGGUAUCAUAGCAAGAAUGGCUCCUCAGAGUGUGCAAGGCAAUGCGAUGAGCUUGGUUUUAUCCCGGGAGGCGAAGCCGAGGCUGAAAUGGACUGCAGAGUUGCACGAGGCAUUCGUCGAUGCAGUGCAGCAGUUAGGAGGUGCAGACAAGGCCACACCUAAGUCACUGAUGAAGGCGAUGAACAUUCGCGGUCUGUCUUUGUACCACCUCAAGAGCCAUUUGCAGAAAUACCGACACGGGAAAAGUCAUCAAUCGCGACACUCUUGUCACACGAGGCAACAAGGUAAGCGUGCAGACUACAGCGAGCCCCGGGAUCAGAGGAGUGUUGCUAUGCAGACACAGAAGAAUGAGAAACUGCAGAUAGAUCAGGCUUUGCAGGUGCAAAUGGAAGUGCAGAAGAAAAUACAUGAACAGAUUGAGGUUCAGAGGCAUCUCCAGCUGAGAAUUGAAGCUCAGGGAAAGUAUCUUCAAUCUGCUCUAAAGAAAGCACAGGAAAUCCUUUCGAAAGCCGACCUGAUCUCCCUGCUAAUCUCCCCAACAAUGGUGGAUUUGGGGUGCCAAAGCUCUUCGGAAAACAGCGAACUGACAACAAUGGAGAGCUGUGAAGAAAGGGAAGAAAGAAGAUAUGAUAAGAGAUUCAGAGGCAGAAGAUAUGAUGAAACAUUGAAAAGUUCAUCAGGGUUCUUGGAGAAUCUUGAUUUGAAUGUAAAGAGUACUGUGAAUAAGUUUGAUGAUACAGACUGUAAAGUAAUUGAUUUGAACCGCGAAUGGGUAUGAUUUUCUGCUGGAAAUUGUAUGAGCAGAUGCUCUGUAAGGUUAUAUAUAUAUAUGUGUGUGGAUAUUCCAAAGUGCUUGAAUUGGAUCCUAGGAUGAGGCCAUCCAUGAUGUUCAUAGAAACUUUAAUUUGCAGGUUUUUUAAUGUUUUGUU